Molecule: messenger RNA, 1611 nt
Organism: Clonostachys byssicola
Lineage: Eukaryota; Fungi; Ascomycota; Sordariomycetes; Hypocreales; Bionectriaceae
Source: the annotation of a GenBank genome assembly
AUGUCCAAGUAUCAGCCUGUCGCUAAGCCCAUUCCUAUCAAGGUCAACUCCAAGAAUGGUGGUUCCCGUCCCAACUACAUCAUCUUCAUGCCUGAUCAACUCAGGUAUGACUCUCUCGGAUGCACAGCCCCGGACGGGACGGCCCAGGUCAGAACGCCAAAUAUCGACGCCUUUCGUCGCCGCAGCACGCUCUUUACCAAUUGCUUCACUCAGGCAUCUACUUGUUCACAGUCCAGGUGUAGCAUGUUUACCGGGUGCUAUCCUCAUGUUAGCGGCCACCGCAGCAUGAAUAACCUUAUAAAGCCCUGGGAAGGGAACCUUUUUCGCAGUAUGAAGGAGGACGGCUACCACGUCGCAUGUCUUGCUCCUCGUGGUGAUACCUUUGCUCCCACGGUAACGGAGCUCAGCCUCAACGAGUAUGGUUUUCUUGAGACGCCCGACUAUAUGCCUGGAUUUGCAGGCAAGUUCGGGUCUCCAACGGAGCCCAAGGAGGAUAUCUGGUCGCGUCUAUUUUACAGGGGACUUCGCGAUGUGAAUAAGAUCCUCGAUUAUGACGAGGCUGCUGUUCGAUCGGCAAUCCGGUGGCUAGACUGCCCACCGGAUGACAAACCUUGGGUUCUUUUCCUCCCACUUGUCUUCCCUCACUGCCCUUUCCAGGUAGAAGAGCCUUACUUCUCUAUGUACGACCGCAAGUCAAUGAAGGAGGUGGUGAGUAGACAUGAGCACAAGACAGGUUACGAGCCGAAAUAUAUGAAGGCGAAUCGCGAUCGGUAUAGGACCGAGCGUGCAACAGAUGAGGUCUGGAAGGAGAUCAAGGCGACAUAUUACGGCAUGAUCACUCGACUCGAUGAUCAAUUCGGCAGGAUUUUGAACAAAGUAGACGAACUUGGUCUAUGGGAGGAUACGGUGACGAUGUUCUUUACAGAUCAUGGGGAAUAUCUCGGCGAUCAUGGUAUGAUCGAGAAGUGGCCGUCAGGCCUUGGGGAGACCAUUGUUCAUGAACCACUGAUCGUCGGCGGUGCAGGCUUGCCAGAGGGUAACACGAUCAGUGCAAUGACAGAAAUGGUCGAUCUUGUACCUACUGUGUUUGAGCUCUCAGGCAUCGCCGAGACAUUCAUGCAUAACGGCAAAUCAUGGGUCCCGUUGCUCAUCGGAGGCGAGACUAAACACAAGGACUAUGCAUUUUCAGAAGGUGGCUUCUUACUCUCAGAAGAACCUCUGCUUGAACAAGCUCCUUAUCCAUACGACAUCAAGACGGCCCUCCAGCACGAGGAUACGACGCUCGUGGGCAAAGCAAUCUCUCUUCGCGAUGAGGAUUAUUACUACGUCUAUCGACUAUAUGAGCCUGCUGAGCUUUAUGAUCGUCACAAGGAUUUGGCCGAAAUGCAUAACCUUGCAGAGGUACCAGAGUAUGCAGACAUUGUCAGCAAGUAUGAGAGGGUCGUGCUGCGCUGGCUCGUUGGCGGCAGUGACUUCAUGCCGUUUCAAGGAGAUCCUCGCUUCCCACCGAUUGAGCUUAAGUCGCCCAAGGAGCAGAUGGAGGAGCGUUUGGCCAAAGUAGGGAAUAAACUGAAGGAAUCAAGGAAAGAGAUUGCGGUGGGAGCGGCUUGA